AUGAAGCGGUUUCUCUCGAAAUUAAAACGGGCCUUCCGGCCUGGCAAACCACGCCCCCUACCACCCCUCGCCUUUCAACCCACGACCGAUACCUCCUUGAGCAUUGCACAUGAACCUUCUCGGCUUGAGAGACUUCCGCCUGAACUCCGACGGAUGAUAUUGUCAUUCAUGAGUCUUCGAGACCUGAGCACGAUGAAUCUGGUAUGCCGCACUUUUUACGAACAGUAUAAACUUGAUCGCACAUUUCUGCUGCGGCAUUGCCUCGAAAAUACACUGGAAAAUGUCACAGUGGACGCAUGCUCCGCAUACUGGUCGGGCAAAUUGGAACUUCACUGUGGCAUCUCACUUGAGAAAACAUCCGGUUUCUUCGAAUCCUAUCGAAACAGGCUGUCUGCCUCUCAGCAGUCAUUAAUAUUCCCAGAAAAACUCAGUGAAAGGGUCCUGAAAGAUAUGAUCAGAUUUCAUUAUAUGGUCUGGAAUACGGCAAAGCUUUACGCAACCACCACAAUGGCGAAUCUUGCUGUUGAAACCAAUGAGCCACAGAGUGUUUCUCCAAGCAACACUGAAGAAACCCGUAUUGUACGUGCUCUUUACCGAUUCCAGGUAUGCUGCAACAUUUUUGGUAAAGGGUAUGAGCGAUGGCGUGCUAGUGAUUUUCGUUCCAUUGAGUCUAUUGAUAUUUCAGUGAUGUAUUUUGACCUAUUCGAACCAUGGGAAGUCGAGGAGAUUGCAUGCAUCCAUCAUUUUAUCACCCAGCAAUUCAACCAGAUUUUCGAUGCGAUUUCAUGGGAUGUGAAUGAGAAUAACCCCAAAUUUGCUGAUAGACGCCCUCCAACACCAGUUGGGGCAUUUCAUCUAGAAGAUGACUAUACCAGAGAAGAGCUUUUGGAGGGGGUAAUAUCUUGGGGUCUUGAAUUUUUAGAUAUUGCCCUUUCAAUUAAGAAUCAUGACCACCUUGUCACGGUGAUGCAAGACAACAUCACAUAUGUUUGGGGCAACUUUCUAGGCUUUUUUGGCCCCUUCGGCGAAUCGGCACAAGACAACCUGCGGGAUAACCACCUGUCAUUUCGCCAUGAGAAGCAGGACCGUGCCGAGCCUCUGCCAUUUCAGGGUGACGACGCAUCACUCCCGCCGUAUGCUUGGACAGUAAUUUGGAGCGGAACUUACAGCAAUUACUAUGGAUACUGCAUACGCAGCUCUUUCCGCGAUUGGGGAUAUAUUUUUUGGGAUAAGCAUCGUCUUGCACAUCCCUCUCUGAUAGAGGCGUUUGAAAGCCAAAACUCAUACUAUGAUCCAAGGGCAGAUCAUUGGUAUCAUUUGUUCUAA
This is a messenger RNA of Ophidiomyces ophidiicola, 1326 nucleotides long. RefSeq lists its product as uncharacterized. Gene Ontology annotation, molecular function: protein binding. The transcript has 2 exons. Bases 1 to 1326 code for a protein of 441 amino acids. The record is from RefSeq and is a predicted model, not a curated record. Lineage: Eukaryota; Fungi; Ascomycota; Eurotiomycetes; Onygenales; Onygenaceae.